This is a messenger RNA of Saccoglossus kowalevskii, 1227 nucleotides long. Its product is annotated as neutral cholesterol ester hydrolase 1-like. Gene Ontology annotation, cellular component: membrane. Gene Ontology annotation, molecular function: carboxylic ester hydrolase activity. NCBI's taxonomy places the organism in Eukaryota, Metazoa, Hemichordata, Enteropneusta, Harrimaniidae. The record is from RefSeq and is a predicted model, not a curated record.
AUGAUCCGUGGCGUGGUGUUUCUCAGUGCCUUCAUUCUACUCUUUUCAUACUAUGUAUAUUCCCCAAUGCCGUAUGGGAUAGCAGAGCCCACAAAAUUGAUGUUUGUUGACGCCGCAUUUCGAACAGUGCGACAUUUGGCCAAAGCAGGGGACGCGCUCGGAAUCCAGUCAGAAUCAGACACACUUCGUAUGUUAGAUACCGCGUUGUACCUCCAAGAUGUGCCGAAAAACAUGCGAGCUUACUACCAUAACUUCGACAGUGUUCGGGUACGGGUAUAUGAACCAGCUAAAAGAAAGGAAGAGUACAUUCCAGCACUUGUUUACUUCCAUGGCGGUGGAUUUAUCGCCAAUUCCAUUGAAAUGUAUGACGAGGCGAUGCUAAACAUCGCACGGAAACUGAAGAUGGUUGUCGUGUCGGUGGACUACCGACAAUCUCCACAGUAUAAGUUCCCCAUCCCGUUUAAAGACUGUUGCCGAGCAACUAGAUACAUGAUGAGAAACGCUGAACUAUUUCACGUAAAUCCAUUGAAGAUAGCGGUUGCUGGAGAUAGCACCGGUGGUAACCUUGCUGCUGCCGUCGCAAUGAAGUUAUCACAGGACAUGAGUUUACAAUCGCUAGCAUUCCAAGCUAUGCUAAAUCCCACCUUACAGGCCAUUGAUUUCACACUGCCUUCGUACAUUCAACAUGAGAACGUGGCGACUGGGUUCGUCAACGGCAGGGACAAUGUAGCCCUAUUUUAUUCGAUGUACGCUCUCGGGAACGAUUCGGCGACCGAGUCAUUGCUCGAUGGCCGCGCAUACAACAAAAUACGGCGGUCUGAGAAAGUACAUAUGUUGGAUCAUAUCAACCACAGCGAAGUGCCGACGUUAUUUACAAAGGAUUGGCACGAGUCUUCAGAGAUGAGGAACGAUGGCGACAUUUCUGAUAAACUUUAUAAGCUUGUCACCAACCCGUUCUUUGCGCCGUUGAUGGCGGAGGACCACCAGCUACUGAAUGCUGUGCCACCGGCGUUUAUCCUCACCGCGGGGUUCGAUAUGCUCCGGGAUGACGGGAUACUGUUCGUUAAACGAUUGGAAGAAAAUAACAUUACCGUUAAGUGGGAGCACGUUCAUGAUGGGUUCCAUGGCAUGUUUCCUUUAGGCGGAGGACCAAUAUCAUUCGAAGCUGGCAGACACGCUAGAAAGUGUUUUGUUGAAUACGCCAGACAUAUGUUUAAAUAUGUUUAA